Coccinella septempunctata (seven-spotted ladybird) is the source of this 675-nucleotide messenger RNA. RefSeq names its product keratin, type I cytoskeletal 9-like. The coding region runs from base 92 to 547 and encodes 151 amino acids. The record is from RefSeq and is a predicted model, not a curated record. Lineage: Eukaryota; Metazoa; Arthropoda; Insecta; Coleoptera; Coccinellidae. The transcript is spliced from 2 exons.
CAUAAACACAUAUAUAUUCUGCUACCAUAGCCACAAGAAACAAUAGUGAGAGAAGCACACCAAGCAGUCGGUUAUCCUAGCAUCUUCCAACAUGAUGAUGCUAUUUGUUUUAACAUUGGUGGCCGCAUUGGUAGGAACAGGUCUUUGUGACUGCUACGGAGAGAGUGGUGGUAUUCAUCACAUUGAUAAUUGUAAAGGAACCUUUUAUGCCGGUAGUGGUGGCAUUUACUAUUUCAAGAAAGGUCCGAAGAAAUUUGUUGCUGGCAGUGGCGGUUCUUACUAUGGAGAUGCUGGUGGGGAUGAAUUCGUUGCUGGUCAAUCAGGUGAUUAUCAUUUUGCUACUGCUAAAGGAAAGCAUCGAAAAGGAAAAGGAGUGGUGCAAGGAGGAUCCGGAGGUAUUUACUAUUUACCACAUGGAUAUGGAACGGUGACUGGAGCUAGUGGUGGUGUUUAUUAUGGAGAUGCUGGUGGAAGAGGAAUGGUUGACAGCGUUGGGGGGACCUUCAUUGUUAGAUCUUCCGGAAAAGAAGAGAGUGAUACUGUCUAGCAUGGCUGUAAUAAUGGUGGAGGUUAUGGAAGCCUUUUUUAAAUAUAGUAUUCUCAAUGUAUAUAACAAUUUUUGUACAUGUGUAAAACUAUUGUAACAUAAUAAAUUGAAAAGUUUUAUAUUCUCAA